Molecule: messenger RNA, 2169 nt
Organism: Blastomyces dermatitidis ER-3
Lineage: Eukaryota; Fungi; Ascomycota; Eurotiomycetes; Onygenales; Ajellomycetaceae
Product: UDP-N-acetylglucosamine pyrophosphorylase
Exons: 3
Coding region: 328-1875 (515 amino acids)
Biological process (GO): UDP-N-acetylglucosamine biosynthetic process
Molecular function (GO): UDP-N-acetylglucosamine diphosphorylase activity
Source: RefSeq, a predicted model, not a curated record
GCGCUAUCGAAUACAAAACAAUUAAUAAUUUUCAAUUUUGUUUCUCCCUCCGACGGAUUGCCCUGACCCACUGACAAGGGACCCGAUGCUUGUAGAAUUUCCUUGUGCCCACUGACAUCACACGCUAUAAAUACAUACAUUAUUGUUUGGCGGGGUUUCAGCUAAGGCGUCCCGUUUGCUGUAUCGAACGCCCGCUGGGCUUUAUUUAAAAUUCAACUUCAUUCCCUCUUUUUCCCCGAUUAAAUCAAACAAUUAACUAACCAGCACUCGAAACCGUUAUACCUUUUUCUCCGUAUUUCCUAUUUCCUUUUAGUAUUUGCUGCAGCAAUGUCCACACUUGUGUUAAAUAUUAAGGACCACCUCCACAUUGGUGCCAAGGAGGGUGCAGUUCUACCCCGCGAACCGUCACAAGACGAGAUCGAUUCUCUGAAACAAAAAUAUGACAAAGCCGGACAGGGACAAGUGUUUGCCUUCUUCGAUGAGCUGAAAUCGACAGAGAAGGCCCAACUUUUCGAGCAGCUCUCCAACUUCAACCCAAACCGCAUUAACGAGCUUGCCAACAAGGCGCUCAACCCCGCCGCGACCUCACAAGAUGGCAAAGAAACCACUCUCGAACCUCUGCCGGAAUCAGCGACAGCGUCCAUGAUCGAUUCAGAUACCGAGUCUCUACAACGAUUCUACGCAUCUGGCUUGCAAUUGAUUGCUGCCAACAAGGUGGCAGUUGUGCUCAUGGCUGGCGGCCAGGGAACUCGGCUGGGUAGCGCUGCUCCAAAGGGCUGCUUUGAUAUUGGGCUUCCAAGUAAAAAGUCACUUUUCCAGAUACAAGCGGAGAGAAUUGUGAAGCUGCAGAAGUUGGCUCGGGACUCAUCGGGCAAUAAACACGUGGUUAUCCCCUGGUACGUGAUGACCAGCGGGCCAACCCGACAACCAACCCAGUCAUUUUUUGAGGAACAUAAUUUCUUUGGCCUGGAGAAGAAGAAUGUUAUAAUCUUUGAGCAAGGCGUGCUACCCUGCAUAUCUAACGAGGGGAAAAUAUUAAUGGAAAGCAAGUCAAAGGUCGCGGUAGCACCUGAUGGUAAUGGCGGCAUAUACCAAGCGCUAUUAACAUGGGGCGUCCGAGCAGAUAUGAAAGAUAGAGGCAUCGAGCAUAUCCACGCGUACUGCGUCGACAAUUGCCUCGUGAAGGUUGCCGAUCCUGUAUUCCUCGGCUUUGCGGCAUCAAAGGGCGUUGACAUCGCUACCAAAGUCGUUCGCAAGCGGAACGCCACCGAGUCCGUCGGCCUGAUCCUUCUGAGGAACGGAAAACCAGAUGUUGUGGAAUACUCAGAAAUAGACAAGGAGACUGCGGAAGCCAGGGAUCCCAAACACCCUGACGUCCUCAAAUUCCGCGCAGCGAAUAUCGUGAACCAUUACUACUCGUUCCACUUCCUCGAGUCUAUCGAAACCUGGGCGCCCACCUUGCCACAUCAUGUUGCCCGCAAGAAGAUCCCUUGCAUCGAUACUAAGACAGGCGAGGUCAUAAAACCUGAGACGCCCAAUGGGAUCAAACUAGAACAGUUUGUAUUUGACGUAUUCCCAUUGCUGCCGCUUGAAAAAUUUGCAUCGAUUGAGGUCAAGCGGGAAGAUGAAUUUUCGCCGUUGAAAAACGCUCGGGGCAAAGGGGAGGAUGAUCCUGAUACCAGCAAGAGAGAUAUCAUGCGCCAGGGUGCGCGGUGGAUUCAAACUGCUGGUGGCAUUGUCGAGACUGAAUCGGAAGAAGCAUCCGGCGUUGAGGUUUCCCCUUUGAUAAGCUACGGUGGAGAAGGUUUGGGCUUCCUGAAGGGUAAAACCAUCAAGGCGCCAGCGGUAAUUGAAAGCGAGGCUGCGGGGACUUGAACCCCACCCCGAAAUUAAGCUCGGUAACAACAAUCCUCGCUAUGAUAUAAUUUGUGAGAGUGGCAUAUUUCCAUCAGUUUUCCAUAAGUUUACCAUUAGUCGGACGAUUGGGAAGGAUAUCUGUUAGACAUCCGGCGCGAUUUUUUUUCCCCUAAAAAAAUAGGCUGUCACAGGGGGUACUACACAAAGGGGAUAUGCUAUAUAUUUAUUCUAGCUACUAAUAAUUACCAUCGCGCCCAUGAAAUAUUUUCCAAGUAAUAGUACAUGUGCCCAUCUCUGUGGUGAUAUAAUAAA